AAAACAACCAAUCAGGAGGCGGCCACGUAUCCCCAAGUGUUUUGGACCGCCCACUUCUUGUGAAGAACGACAAACAUCAUGGGGGCUAUGGACGUACUGAAGAAGUGGGACUUCUACAAGAAGAUUCCAGAGGACUUGACCGUGUCCACGUUGCCUGGCGUGAGUUUGUCCAUCAUCGGAUGCGCGAUCAUGUUUAUUUUGUUCGUGUUGGAGUUCAACGCGUACCUGACGGUGGCGCACGACUACCAGAUCGUGAUGGACGAAGGUCUGGACGAGAUGCUGCGUAUCAACUUCAACAUCACAGUGCCGGACUUACGCUGUGAGUUUGCGUCGUUGGACGUGAGCGACCAAACCGGCACGCGCAAGCACAACAUGACCACCGACAUUUACAAAAUCCGCAUCGACUCCAAGCGCCGCAUCCUGGGCAUGUCGGCGGAACAGCAGCCCAAGCCGCAGUUCGGCGACGACGCCGAGUACGGCGAUCUCCCCGAAUCGGACGCGGUGGUGACGAUCCUCACCCCCGACACGUUUGAGUCGUUUUUGAAGCAACACCAUUACGUCGCCGUGGACUUCUUCGCGCCGUGGUGCAUCUGGUGCCAGCGUCUCGAGCCAGUGUUCGUGCGCACGGCCAAGUCGCUGCCGAGCCUGCAUUACGGCCAGCGCAUGCGCGUGGCGUCGGUGGAUUGCCAACAGUACGGCGAGCUCUGUGCGUCGCAGUACAUUCGCGCGUACCCGACGAUCAUGUUCUACAAGGACGGCGACUUGUCACCUGUCGAAAUGUACCAUGGCGACCGCACGUUGGAGGGGUUUCUGGACAAGUUCAAGUCGUUGUUUGACGGCGAGCAGGACCUGUCGGAGCACCGCAAGAAGAUUCUGCACGAAGAGGACAAGAAGGAAGCAGCGUCCAAGGGCGAGAUCAUCGCCAAGGCGCCCGGGGCCGAGGGGUGCCAGCUCUAUGGCCACCUCAUGGUAAAGCGCGUACCCGGCAACUUCCACGUGCACCUGCAAAACCCGAGCUACUCGAUGGCCGCGGUCAACGCCAGCCAUGUCGUGGGCGAGCUCUGGUUCGGCGAACCCGUGACGUAUGACGAGAUGAACCGCCUGCCGAAAGAUGCGCAUGCGCACCUGUACGCGCACCGCCUGGAAGGGCGCGAGUUCAUCUCGUACGCGCCAGAGCACACAUAUGUGCACUACAUCAAGGUCGUGACCAACUCGUACGUCCAAAGCAACGGCGACGUGAUCAACGUGUACAAGUACACGGCGCACAGCAACGAGUACAAGGAAGAGACGGACCUGCCGUCGGUCAUGUUUCGAUACGACUUGAGCCCCAUGUCCGUCAAGAUCUCGGAGAAGAGCGUGCCGUUCUAUCACUUUUUGACGUCCGCGUGCGCCAUCAUCGGCGGGGUGUUUACCGUCAUCGGCCUUCUCGACCAAAUCAUCCAUCAAACUGUGCGCGCGCUCAACAAAAAGGUGUUGUAAGAAGGGACUUAACCCUCUCAAUCACAGUGUCACAUGGUGGCUUUGAUCUCGACAGUUUGGAGAGAGUUGGCUAUAGAAACCUGCAACUGUAUCGCAGAAACGCUCGUGUUGUAAAGAGUGAGGGUGUAUAUAUGUAUACUCCUGGAGGUUGCUUUUGCUUGAGAAUACAAGGCCCGUCGCC
Molecule: messenger RNA, 1660 nt
Organism: Aphanomyces astaci
Lineage: Eukaryota; Oomycota; Saprolegniomycetes; Saprolegniales; Verrucalvaceae
Exons: 2
Coding region: 79-1479 (466 amino acids)
Cellular component (GO): COPII-coated ER to Golgi transport vesicle; endoplasmic reticulum
Source: RefSeq, a predicted model, not a curated record